Molecule: messenger RNA, 731 nt
Organism: Myotis lucifugus (little brown bat)
Lineage: Eukaryota; Metazoa; Chordata; Mammalia; Chiroptera; Vespertilionidae
Product: keratin-associated protein 9-8-like
Exons: 2
Coding region: 1-726 (241 amino acids)
Cellular component (GO): keratin filament
Source: RefSeq, a predicted model, not a curated record
AUGUGCUGCUCCUCUUGCUGCCAGCCCACCUGCUACAGGACCACAUGCAGAACCACCUGCUGGAGGCCCACCUGCUGUGGGUCUAGCUGUUGUGGGUCCUGCUGCUGCCAGCCUUGCUGCCGCCCUUGCUGUGGGUCCAGCUGCUGCCAGCCUUGCUGCCGCCCUUGCUGUGUGAGCAGCUGCUGCCAGCCUUGCUGCCGCCCUUGCUGUGUGAGCAGCUGCUGCCAGCCUUGCUGCUGUAGCACUCCCUGCUGCCAGCCCAGCUGCUGUGGGUCCAGCUGUGGCGGGUCCUGCUGCUGCUCACCCUGCUGCCAGCAAGUCUGUGACAAAAUGUGCUGCUCCUCUUGCUGCCAGCCCACCUGCUACAGGACCACAUGCAGAACCACCUGCUGGAGACCCACCUGCUGUGGGUCCAGCUGUUGUGGGUCCUGCUGCUGCCAGCCUUGCUGCCGCCCUUGCUGUGGGUCCAGCUGCUGCCAGCCUUGCUGCCGCCCUUGCUGUGUGAGCAGCUGCUGCCAGCCUUGCUGCUGUAGCACUCCCUGCUGCCAGCCCAGCUGCUGUGGGUCCAGCUGUGGCGGGUCCUGCUGCUGCUCACCCUGCUGCCAGCAAGUCUGUUGCUGUCCCGUGAAUGUCUGCAGAACCUGCUACCGCCCCACCUGCUGCUGCGUGCCUGGGUGCAUAAGCUAUGGCUGCGGAUCCAGCUGUGGCCAGUCCUGCUGCUGCUGAUCACC